Lindgomyces ingoldianus is the source of this 1152-nucleotide messenger RNA. Its product is annotated as 4-O-methyl-glucuronoyl methylesterase. The transcript is spliced from 3 exons. The record is from RefSeq and is a predicted model, not a curated record. NCBI's taxonomy places the organism in Eukaryota, Fungi, Ascomycota, Dothideomycetes, Pleosporales, Lindgomycetaceae. The coding region runs from base 1 to 1152 and encodes 383 amino acids.
AUGUACGAGAACAUUUUAGACCUUCUCCCCCGCGGUCCCUCUGCCAACAUCACAUGUCCACCAAUACCAAACCCCAUGCCCAAGGCUGCGGACUUGCCUGCCGUCAAGACCAUGCCCGACCCAUUCCUCUACCUCGACGGUAAGACGCGCGUCCAAAGCAAAGAAGAAUGGUUUCAAUGCAGGCAGCCCGAGAUCAUGAAGCUACUCCAGGAAUACCAGUACGGCUAUUAUCCCGACCACUCCCAGGAAACCAUCACUGCAACACGGUCAGGGACAAAACUUGACGUCAGUAUCGCCGUAGGAGGAAAGACUUCGAAGAUCUCGGCAACGCUGAACUUACCCUCGGGAAGCGGGCCUUUCCCUGUAGUGAUUGCCAUUGGAGGCAUCGACAACAAGGCGUACCUGAAUGCCGGAAUUGCGGUGGUGACUUUUGACUAUGGGAGCGUGGCGGCAGAUAGCAACAGCAAAACGGGAAGCUUCUGGACUUUAUACAGUGGCAAGGACAUCGGUGUCUUGACUGCAUGGGCAUGGGGCUUCCACCGCGUCCUAGACGGGAUUGAGUCCAAGGUUCCCGAAAUCGACGCUACGAAGGUCGGUGUUACAGGCUGCUCUCGACUAGGCAAAGCCGCACUCGCUGCCGGUCUCUUUGACAAACGCAUCACCAUCACAAUGCCAGCGUGCUCUGGGGUUCAAGGGGCCGGUCCAUACAGAUACAGUCUGAGCGGACAAGGAGAAACACUCGAGAAUUCGAAAUCAGGCGCAGGAUGGUGGACAUCCUCAGGAAUAUCCCAAUUCGUCGGCAAGUCAACCCAACUCCCAUACGACUCUCACACCAUCGUUGCCGCCAUUGCCCCUCGCGCCGUCGUCCUCGAACAAGGCCAAACGGACCAAUUUACCGACUCAAAAGGCACUGCCACUGUCACCUUCCCCGCCGCAAAAGUCGUGUACAAUUUUGUCGGUGCGGGUGACCAGCUGGGGAUGGCGAUUGCACCGGGUGGGCAUUGCGAUAUGGGCGGGUACGCGAAUAUGUUGCCGUUUGUAGCGAAGGUGUUGAAGGGUACGCCGACGACGAGGGAUUUUAAUGAUUUGAAACCUUGGACUGCAAUGCCAGAGGCGUAUCCUUGGGCCAGUAAUGCGCCGAGGGGGACAUGA